Neoarthrinium moseri is the source of this 2151-nucleotide messenger RNA. RefSeq lists its product as uncharacterized. The record is from RefSeq and is a predicted model, not a curated record. NCBI's taxonomy places the organism in Eukaryota, Fungi, Ascomycota, Sordariomycetes, Amphisphaeriales, Apiosporaceae. The transcript has 3 exons. Gene Ontology annotation, molecular function: adenosine deaminase activity. The coding region runs from base 1 to 2151 and encodes 716 amino acids. Gene Ontology annotation, biological process: inosine biosynthetic process; adenosine catabolic process.
AUGGGGACCCUCUGUAGCAAGGUUGAUAAGGACCUCGAUCCCGAGAAGCCGCACAGGAAGCUCGUCUCCCACCAUCGGGCAGAACAUCACAACAUGGCGUCCAAGAAGCGGGUGGAGAAGGACCUUGUCAUUAGCCGCUAUGUCCAGACGGCAGACACGAAACUUGACUCCCUCCGCGACAGUGUCCAGCCCGUCUUCUAUGACAGGUCUGACACCCGCAAGUCUGCUGGUGGCGGGGAGCUCGGACCUCGUGAUCAGGAGCCUGAAUACUUCCGGGACCGCGAUGAGAUUGUGAACCGAGGGCGUUCGAUAGGCUUUGAUUAUGCCCUCACCGAAGGCGCCAGCGGGGAUGAGAAGCACGCGAAGAACCUACUAGACAUUGUCAGGCGGAAUGACGAGCUGGUCUACUACGGCGACGAGAAGCUCGAGGGAUAUGGAGGUCAGAUGCAUCGUCGCUUCCCGGGAGACCACUACUUGACCAAUGCCGACUUGAUGGAGAACACCGCCCUCUUUCACGUCGCUACGCAAACCCCCAAGGGCGCUCAUCUCCACAUCCACUUCAACUCCUGUCUCUUGCCCCAUGUAUUACUGGAUAUCGCCACCGACAUGGACCACAUGUACAUCUCUAGCGACCUACCACUCACAUCUGCGCACAAUCUUGACCGCUGUGAGAUACAGUUUCUGGUGAGGAACCAGAAGACGGUGGAGAAAGAGAGGGAUCAGCUCUUGGAGGCCGAGAGAACUCGGUUAAGUAACGCGAACUUGACUCGCGAGAACAUUGAGAGCGAGCAGAGCAAUUUGUUCAGCCGAAACUACCUCACAGACGGCGCGAGACAAUGGAUGAAGUUCAAGACCUUCAGAGAUCAAUGGGGAGAGAUCCAGGAACAGUGGCACCACAAAUCACAAAUGAAGAGGUUCUCAAACCUAAGCAGCGGUGAACGGUGGAGCAGCAGGAACUGGUUGGUGAGCAAGCUCGUUUUUAACGAGCAUGAAGCUUUCAAUAUCCACCAGACAUCCGAAGGGGCUUGGGAAAAGUUCAAUGGGCGCACCCGCAUGAUGAAGGGGCUGUUUAAUUACAAGACAGCAUUCACACGGUAUACCCGAGCGUUCCUUGAGGAGCUAGCCGCUGACAAGAUUCAAUACGCUGAGAUUCGUCCGAAUUUUAUGAAGACGAACCAAAUUUGGGAGGAUAGUGGAGAGAAGCAGCUAACUAACGAAGACACCAUGGACAUAAUCGUGAAUACUUGGAAGGAGUUCAAUCAGGAAAGGCCUAAUUCCCUUGCCGGGCUGAAGGUUAUCUACUGCACUCCCCGUUCUUUCGCAAAUCACUUGGUAGAGUACGCCCUGGAUGAGUGCUUGAAGUUUAAAACCGGAAAGUAUGUGGAUUAUAUCGCCGGCUUUGACUUGGUGGGCGAGGAAUCCAAAGGGAAACCUCUUAAGGAGUUCAUUCCACAGUUCCUCGAGUUCAAGCGGAAAUGCCGAGACGCCAGGGUCACAAUCCCGUUUCUCUUCCACUGUGGAGAGACUCUGGAGCUCGGUGGUGAUACCGACGGCAAUCUGGUCGAUGCCCUCCUUCUCGAUUCAAAACGUAUCGGACACGGCUUCGCCCUGGCGCGCAAGCCAUAUCUCAUUGCGGAAUUUAAGAAGCGGAAUAUCUGCUUGGAGGUCUGCCCGAUUUCGAACGAGGUCUUGGGAUUGACACCACGGAUGAACGGGCACGCCAUGUACGACCUGCUGGCAAACAGUGUCCACUGCACGAUCAGCAGUGAUAAUGGCACAUUAUUUAGAUCUACGCUGUCUCAUGACUUUUAUCAGGUCAUGGUGGGAAGCAAGGAUAUGAACCUCCACGGGUGGCGCCAGCUCAUCGAAUGGAGCAUAGACCAUUCCAGCUUGAAUCCCGACGAAUACAGGAAGCUCAGAACCAUGUGGGAGCCGCGCUGGGACCAUUAUGUCCACUGGAUAAACCACACCUUCAAGGGCAUUGAGCUCAUACGUGAGUUCGAGACGCCCAAGAAAGGAAAGGACGAAUCCGAACAGGACCACAAGGCGCGGGUGCAGACCGAGAAGACGCGGCAUGAGACUGUGCUCAGAGAGCAGAAGCAGAAAUGGCGGGACUUUGUGGCUCAGCUGCCAUCUAUACCUCUGAAGUAG